Molecule: messenger RNA, 1527 nt
Organism: Fusarium fujikuroi IMI 58289
Lineage: Eukaryota; Fungi; Ascomycota; Sordariomycetes; Hypocreales; Nectriaceae
Exons: 4
Coding region: 1-1527 (508 amino acids)
Biological process (GO): nucleoside metabolic process
Molecular function (GO): ATP hydrolysis activity
Source: RefSeq, a predicted model, not a curated record
AUGUCGACUGCAAAUGGCAGACCGCGACGUCCCGUCUCAAGAGCCGAUUUCCCGCUUGCCAUCAUUUGCGCCCUCUCUUUCGAAGCCGAUGCGAUAGAAGCCCCUUUUGAUCCUUUUGAUGAACAUUGGGACUGUAACGUGUACAGCAAAGUUCCCGGCGACCCCAAUCCCUACUCAACAGGACGCAUCGGCCGCCAUAAUGUCGUACUCGCCUACAUGCCCGAAGCAGGAAAGGCUAACGGAGCCGCUGUCGCGACCAAUUGCCGCUUAAGCUUCCCCCAUGUCAAAUUGGCCAUCGUCGUCCGGAUCUGUGGAGCAGUCCCCUUCAGCCCUGGACCUCGAGAUGCACACCACGAGAUUAUACUAGGCGAUGUUAUCGUCAGCCAAAGCGUUGUCCAGUAUGACUUGGGGCAGCAAUAUUCUGACAGCUUUGAGUAUAAAGACGCCAAUGCAGAGGCUCUUGGGAGACCCAACAUUGAGAUUCGGUCCCUGCUUUCGAAGCUGAAGAGCCUCCGAGCUCGAAGAGCAUUCGAAUCCGACGUGACAAGUUUCCUCGCCCUCCUGCAGGAAGAUCUAGAACUGGCAGCGCAUUACCCUGAACCCGGUACAGAUCGCCUAUACGAGGCUACCUACCGACAUAUCGACAAAGACAUGCCGUGUGAUAAAUGCGGCUGCAAUGGAAAGCUUGUGCUGUGGGAACGGCUGAGACAGGGAGUGCCAGAGCCCAAAGUACAUUUUGGAAGAAUUGCCUCAGGCGACACGGUCAUGAAGUCUGGACAGAAUCGCGACGAUAUCGCAAGAAAACUUGGCGUCAUUGCAUUCGAAAUGGAGAGUGCUGGCGUUUGGGACAGCCUACCAUGCUUGGUUGUCAAGGGCGCUUGCGACUAUGCCGAUAGCCAUAAAGCUCAAGCUACUCAGAACUACGCUGCAGCGACUGCCGCUGCGUGCAACAAAGCUAUUCUGCAUCAUUGGAUGGUUCCAACCUGUCAUGAUCCAGCUGGAGAGGAAAACUUGCCUCACUUCUUGGUCCCUUUCCCACCAAAUGAAGACUUUGUUGGCCGACAGGACAUUCUUGACGACUUGCGUCGACAACUAAGCCCUGAAAAGUCCUACGCUCUCGCAGCCCUCUUCGGCUUAGGAGGGGUAGGAAAAACACAAAUCGCUCUGGCCUACGUACACCAACUACACGCCCAGAGUCUAGACGAUUCCGUCUUUUGGAUAUACGCAAGCAACGAAGAACGCAUGCGACAGUCAUGUGUCGCUAUUAUGGAACAGCUCAAGGUUCCCCACAGCGAAGGCGAAUCGGAUGUUCUCGAGCUGAUGAAACAAUGGUUAGAAGCCGAGCAUCACAAACCGUGGCUUAUGGUCAUCGACAACGUCGACGAUCUAGACCUUUUCUAUGGGACUGGUGGUCUUAGCCGAUAUCUUCCAGCCUGUGCUCAAGGCAAGUUGCUUAUCACCACAAGAAAUCGGCAAGUAGCUGUACGAGCUACCAAAGGUCGGGGCUUCAUCAAGUAUUGCAUAUGA